UCAGUGGCUGCGAGUGUGUGUAUGUGAGUGUGUGUGAGUGUGUGUGUGUGUGUGUGUGCGUGUGUGUGUGUGUGUGUGUGCUUGCGCUACAGGCGCGGGGAGUGUCAUAACUCUGACCUCUGGCGGGAGCGGCGGUAUCCGGGCGGUCGCGUCACUCACAGAGCAGGCGGCGGGGAGAGUGGGACUGCUAAAGGCAGGGCAGCCGAGGCGCAGGGCAUGGAACCGGCAAACCCGGUCUGAGAACGCUACCGCUAGCGGGCUCCGAGCACACCGCAGCCACAGACGCGGCUCCCAUUCCGGAGCCAUCCAAACUUUUUCUUUCUCUUUUGCCCCUUCUACAAAGGCGAUUGACGGAGUGGGCGGACGGGUCGGCGGCCGAGCCGGAGGCAAGCUGGACGCAGCAUGAUGCGCAGAGUGUGGGAGGCGCUGGCAGCUCUGGCGGCCGUGGCGUGCCUGGUGGAAGCGGUGCGCGGGGGACCGGGGCUCAGCAUGUUCGCGGGUCAGGCGGCGCAGCCUGACCCCUGCUCGGACGAAAAUGGACAUCCCCGCCGCUGCAUCCCUGACUUCGUUAACUCGGCUUUCGGCAAGGAUGUGAAAGUGUCCAGCACCUGCGGACGACCCCCGGCCCGCUACUGCGUGGUGGUGGAGCGCGGAGAGGAGCGGCUGCGCUCUUGCCACCUCUGCAACGCCUCGGACCCCAAAAAAGCGCACCCGCCCACUUUCCUCACUGACCUCAACAACCCGCACAACCUGACCUGCUGGCAGUCCGAGAACUACCUGCAGUUCCCUCACAACGUGACGCUCACGCUCUCCCUGGGCAAGAAGUUUGAGGUUACCUACGUGAGCCUCCAGUUCUGUUCCCCGAGGCCCGAGUCCAUGGCAAUCUACAAAUCCAUGGAUUACGGGCGCACUUGGGUGCCUUUUCAGUUUUACUCGACUCAGUGCCGCAAGAUGUAUAACCGCCCCCAUCGGGCUCCCAUCACCAAGCAAAACGAGCAAGAGGCUGUAUGCACCGACUCGCACACAGACAUGCGCCCGCUGUCCGGCGGUCUGAUCGCCUUCAGCACGCUGGACGGGCGGCCCUCUGCGCACGAUUUCGAUAACUCUCCAGUUUUGCAGGACUGGGUCACGGCCACAGACAUCCGCGUGGCCUUCAAUCGGCUGCACACCUUUGGCGAUGAGAACGAGGAUGACUCAGAGUUGGCGCGGGACUCUUACUUCUACGCCGUUUCUGACCUGCAGGUGGGCGGCCGCUGCAAGUGCAACGGCCACGCGGCCCGCUGUGUGCGCGACCGCGACGACAGCUUGGUGUGCGACUGCAAGCACAACACGGCGGGACCGGAGUGCGACCGCUGCAAGCCAUUUCAUUACGACCGGCCCUGGCAGCGGGCCACGGCCCGGGAAGCCAACGAGUGCGUGGCCUGUAACUGCAACCUGCACGCCCGCCGCUGCCGCUUCAAUAUGGAGCUCUAUAAGCUGUCCGGGCGCAAGAGCGGGGGAGUCUGCCUCAACUGUCGCCACAACACUGCGGGCCGCCACUGCCACUACUGCAAGGAAGGCUACUACCGAGAUAUGAACAAGCCGAUCACUCACAGAAAGGCCUGCAAGGCAUGCGAUUGCCACCCCGUGGGUGCAGCUGGCAAGACCUGUAAUCAAACCACAGGUCAAUGUCCCUGCAAAGAUGGUGUGACUGGCAUCACGUGCAAUCGAUGUGCCAAAGGUUACCAGCAAAGCCGAUCGCCCAUUGCCCCCUGCAUAAAGAUUCCUGUGGCUCCACCUACCACUGCAGUCAGCAGCAUAGAAGAGCCAGAAGACUGUGAUUCCUACUGCAAGGCCUCCAAAGGGAAGCUGAAGAUUAACAUGAAAAAGUAUUGCAAGAAGGACUAUGCUGUCCAGAUCCACAUUUUGAAGGCUGAUAAGGCUGGGGACUGGUGGAAGUUCACAGUCAACAUCAUCUCCGUAUACAAACAGGGCACUAGCCGGAUCCGGAGGGGUGACCAGAGCUUGUGGAUCCGCUCGAGGGACGUGGCUUGUAAGUGCCCUAAAAUCAAAGCCUUGAAGAAAUACCUGUUGCUUGGAAAUGACGAGGACUCUCCUGAUCAGAAUGGCAUCGUGGCCGAUAAGACCAGCCUGGUGAUCCAGUGGAGGGACACAUGGGCACGGAGGCUCCGGAAGUUCCAGCAGCGGGAGAAGAAGGGGAAGUGUAAGAAGGCCUAGUGAGGAGCAGCCUGAGCUCCAGAGCCAAGAGGGCGUGAAAGAGAGAAUGCGUGCAAGAGAAUGAUUGAGCGAUGGAGUGUGCGGCCGCUUUGUGUAGACCCUGGAGCAGACAGAAUUGGAAUGGGGAUGGUGGUGGAUUUCACUUUGUCAUGGGGCUGGGGCUGGGGCUAGGGCUGGGGCUGGGGAGAAGCUGAGGGGGUGGGAAAGACGGGCUGGGAGCGCCCUCCUACUACUGGGACAGACGCCGCGGAACGCAAAGCAAGCGGCCAGGGGAAGUUGGGGCCUAGCUGAGGACCUCAAAUGGCAGCAACGCCUCCUAGCUAGCAUCCCCGUAGGUGAGGAGGAAGAAAGCCACAUAGACCCAUAAUUGUGGAAACCUGCAAAAGCUGCUGGUUCCAAAGCCCACACACACAGGAACAGGAUGUAUAUGCCUGCAGUCAAGCCCAGUGCUUCUGCUGCCACAGCCUGUCUACACCCCCUCCCUCAGCCCUAAAGGGCCUGAUAUUGGAUGAGAAUUCAAAGAGGACAGACCAUGCAGGAGAGAUAUGGGCAGGUGAUCUUUCCUUAAUGGGCCUCAGUUUUCACUUGGUAAAAUGAGGAUUCUAUUUACCUACCUCAUGGGGCUACUUAGAGAUCAAAAGUGCUUCCCUUCCAAAUACUGAGUAGUAUUAUCAGUGAGAAGUCACUGAGUGUGUGUUGCUCAUUUUCCAGACGUGGCCCAGGUGGGUAGCAUGUAAGGGUUCUGCCCGAGUCUUUACAAGAUUUGGGAAGAACACUUUCAUGUUACUCAAAUUCAAAUGUAUUAUUAAAAUCUUGGUGUUGGCAAUGAAGUGAACUGUGGUAUGAACCGAGUUAGGCUAGCUGUGAAUUCUCAGACUAACAACCUAGGUGGUUUAACCAAGGGUGGGCUGGGUUCCUGGAGAGCAACAAUGCAGGGUCUUAGCAUACCAGAGUCCUCCCUCUACCAACUCCAUUUCUCCUGACAUUCAGUUUCCAGAUCCCUCUGCCUCUCGGUGGCGGCUCUACAUUUGGCCCUGUCCUCUCCUUUUUAUUUGUGCCACCGUGGGCCACCCCAGGAUUCCAAGAUUGAGGAAGCGAGGUGGCCCUUAUCUCUCUCCCUGAUUGACCCACUUUGUCCCACUUGUCCCCAGUGGGAAUGGAAGGUUAAAUCAGUUGACAUGCAUUUAUUAAGCACCUACUAUAUAGCCAGGUAAAGUGUGUGGGUCUUGGAGCAAGCACGUGUCCCUAUUAAAGUAGCUCAGCUCACAGCUCACUGUGCCAGUGUUCUGGAAGGAUCUGGGCUAUCCAAGGUGCCCAGUCCCCAGGAGUCUUAGAAGAUCACUUCAGAGAGGCCCCGAGUUGGGUGGGCAGCCUAUGCUGGUUCCAUCUCAGACAGAGGAGGCCUGGACCAGGAGGAGUCAGAGUCAAAACCUCCCAGAUCGUUUCCUCUUUGGAAACUUGGAACCAGCCCCUUUUAUAACAUUUUCCAGGAGGGGAGGGGGAAGGGAGCCUUGCUGCCUAGUUUUAUAGCAGUGACAUUAUUUAUGUAAUGACAUCAGUUCCCAGAGUGCAGUGCAACUGGAAAGUGCCUGCAGAGGAAGUGGAAUGAAGGGUGGGGAGUUAGUGGGCCCCUGGCCCUGGGGGAGAUGCUUUGUGCUAAGCCAGAAUGGCCAGGGAGGCCUAUAGAGCCCCGCCUAGAGGUGAAGUCUAGGUUCUACAUGUCACUUCCCUCUCCAGUGAAGCUGCUGGGAAGGCUUAACUGAAAUGAUGCCUGGCUCCUCUAGGUCUGCCCUCAGGUUUUAUUUCCCUUUGGCAGGUGCAAAAACCUCAUGGGGGCUGCCAGGCUGGCCAAGAACCAAGAGAUCAAGGCCAAGGAAGCCUACUGAGGCAUCUCCUAUCUAACCUAUCUCAAAACCUCUGGGAACAGCCCUACAGCUGCCCAUGGACCCCUUCCAACGUAGUCUAGCCCCUGUGGGGCUGAGCACAGGGGCACCCCCGCAUCAGCUCAUGGGACUGGCUGCCACCUUCCCUUUGAACCAUUCAUCUGCCUUUAGAGUGGUCCCAUUUUCCUCUGAGAAAUCUGUUCCACAAAGACAACUGUCAUUGAUUGAAUCACAUUGUCCAGGCAAAACCUGAAUUCUUCCCAUUUUGGAGUCUCAUAUGGGGGGCCUUUUCCCCCCUAUUCUCUCAGGCACCUCCAAAUUUGAUCAUGAAUUCCUUCCCUCCAAAAUGUGUGCUCAGCCACUCACUCCCAGGUCAGAAAUUCUACAUAGAGAUCUGAUACAAGGCUGUCUAUUAUUCACUUCCCUCUAGUUCAGGCCCAGUUCUCCCAAGGUCAUUUCCCAAUUCACAGAAUUUCAGAGUUGGAAGGGACCUCAAUCCUCUUUAUAGCAUAUCUGACUAGAGGUCAUCCAGCCUUUGCAAUGAGGGGGAGCUCAUGACUUUUGAGGCGUCCUAUUUCCGGAUUAAUUGUUAGGAAGUUUUUCCUUCUAUCAACCCAUAUUUGCUUCUUUGCAGUUUCUACGCAUUAUGCCUAGUUCUGCUUUCUGGGGUCAUGCAGAACAAUUGUCUAAUCCCUCUUCCACAUGACAGACUUGCAAAUACUUGAAGACAGCUAUUAUAUUCCUUCCAAAACUUUUCUCUACACUAAACAUUCCCAUUGCUGUCAACUGAUCUUCAUGUGACAUGAUCUCAAGUUUCUUCACCAUCCCAGUUGCCCCUUUGUCGGACACCCUCCAAUUCAUGAAUGGUCUAAUUAAAGUGUGUCAGACAGAACUAAAUCCACUAGUCCAGAUGUGACCUGACCAAGGUAGUCCCAAGUCCUGGAUAUUGUGCCUCUCAGUGCAAUCCAAGACUUGCCUUCACUUUCUUGGCUUCCUUUUCACAUUGCAGAUGGACUCUUGUUGGUUUUACAAUUCAUUAAAAUUCCCUAAAUAAUUUUUUUUUCAGAUGAACUACUAUUGGCUAUGUUCUUAUAAUUGUGGAAUUGAUUUUUUGAGCCCAAAUGUAGGAUGUUACAUUUCCCCCCUUUUUCAGCUUUUUCAGCCCAGUGUUCUGUCACAUUGAGAUUUUUGUUUUUAGAUCCCAACUUCUGUCCUCCAGCAUUUGAGCUGCUUGGCAGUGUCAUGCCGCAACCUUGUCCUUUACCUAAGAAUAAUGCCAAGGAAUAUGUUGGAAUUUAGGGUGAUUGACUUUCCCUCCCUUUCCCAAUUUCUCACGGGACGGGGCUGUGUCUCCAUGACCACCCAGCUCCCAAAUCUGAACCCUCCUGCAGUGAGCUCCCCUGGUAGUAAAGUGAGUGACAUUAGCCAUUAGCUUGAAUGGCUGUGUACAGAUUCAAUUUAACCGGGUCCCCAUCCUGGGAGUCUUCUAAGAGGGUCUGAAUUGGAAAGGAUAACAGGACAAAUAUUUCCUAACAAUCGUCCCCACAGGGCUCAAGAAUCAAGCGUAUCCAAUCCCAUAUCCCUGUGAGAAGCUUCCUGGGGUCUGGAGCUCUGUGCCACAGCCAUCCAGGGAGGGAGAUUUCUUUCUACUCUCCCUGCCCUGACCAAACCGACUGAGGCAGAUUCUCCCCUCUGACCAGAUAAGCCGUUUGUUCCCUGCAGAGUCAGAAGGGCUGAGAUUUGGGGAAAGAAGGGAUGGGAAGGAUAUAGGAGGUAUGGGCAGGAUUCAGAAAUAAAUGAAGGAGCCUACUAGAGAAGAAUAAUUGAACAAAUAGGGUGAGGGACUUAAAUCCCUUUAUCCAAGAACGCCUCUGAAUCAGCAAAUAGAAGAAUGUGUGUUAAGACACACACACACACGCACACACGCACAGAUGCACACAUUCUUAUCCUCAUUGGGCAGCUUCUAAGCUCCUUCCAAACAUUUUCGUUUUCCCCCUCAGUAUGAAAAACUUACCUGCCCAAUGGGUCUCAACGUUUUUUUUGAGGUCCUUUGUCUGGAUGACAGUAGAAGCUGGGAGUUUGUUGUUGAACUCCCCACUGAAGAUUGUGAUAACAGGUGACCUGAGGCUAAAGACCAGGUUUCCAAACAGAAGUCGGAUGACUAUUUGUCAACUUUGUUGUGGAGGAUUCUGGCCCUGGAUGGGAGGUAGGACUAGAUGACCUUCUCAUUGGAGGUGUCAAGUUCACUCCUCAGGGCUUGAAGACAGAUCGCAGGCCUUGUAGUACCAGGAAAGCAAAGAUCACAGGCCUGAGGAGUCAGCCCUUAAGAGCUAGACUAACCCAUUCCCUUGAAGACUGUGGAACUCAGUAACUACUGUGUGAAGCAGAUACUGACCUAUAAAUAGGGCUCAGAUAAGCUUCUCCCAGGAACUUAUUGCAGGAAGAAAAAACAUAAUCUUGUCGAUUCCCUUCGGGAACCAGCCCAGAUCCUCCCACACUCCUGCUCCUCUAGUCCUCUGUUUUCUCAAACUGACUUGUGAGGCUAAAACCAACUGUUUGCUGCAUCUAAGCUGCCCCUUCUUUGAGUCACAGCCUCCUAAGUAUCCAGGAAGGCAUGAAACUCUCAGGCCUCCUACGCUUAGAUAUUUUUGCCCAGAACCAGUGACCAGCAUGCUAUUGUGGCUCUCACUAGUCAUGGUUAAAGUCACUUUGCCUCUCUGGGACUCAGUUUACUCAACUGUAAAAUGAGGGGGCUGGACCAUCUAGUUCUGAUAUUCUAUAAUUGCACUCAGAAAUCCUGACCAGCCCCACUCAGCAUCCUCAUGACCUUCCCCUGGUGUCUCCUGGGCCUGGUUACCUUGUUCUCUUCCUUUUUUUUUUUUUUUUUUAGCUUAAUACCCAGGGAGUGUGGUUUGAGUACUCCAGAGACCCAGAGCUUGCAGGUCACCUUCCCUGCAAGGUUCAGUCCUGUUGCUACCCAUUUCUGCAUCUGUAGACAUGUUGGGAGAUUUGACAGGCUCAGCUAUGUUUUGCUGGCCACUGCUACAAUCCUUGUAAUUUGAUUUUCAGAGUGAAUGUGUUCUCUUAACCCCACCUUUCCUGAAUGUAAAUGAAUCAGACCACAAGAUCCCUCUGCUUCCAGCUACUAGAGCAGAAGAAAAACCAGGCAGAUAGUGAUGAGCCCACCUGCCCUUAGGACAGCCCCAGUCAUUAGGCUUCUGGGAAAGAGAAGGAAUAAAAAUUGAAGAGCUCCUGUUUGUAUAGUUAGGGUGAUAUGUAAAACUGAACUAGAUUUUGGAGAGCUUAUUAACCAGAAAUGUUAUGAUAGGCAUUUAAAGAAAAACUCAUGAGAUUAGUCUUAAAAGAAAAAUCCCCAGUUAUACCUUUUCUUACCCAGUGGGACCCGCUCAGUGGGUGGUCUGGCCCCUUUGGCCAACUAAUGAGCCCCUGCAUUAGUUACAAGUAGUAACACUAGGAAUUAGGAGGGGGUUGCUUUGGAAAGGGGGUGUCUGGCAAGGUGGACACCAGGGACUUUUCUCAGCCUUGCCCCAAUCUGGGUUAAAGAAAAAGGCCUUCUAAAAUGACCAUCCACUUAACUACCAGAUGUUUGGUGGAAGAUGAAGACAGUACCUGGGAAAAAGGCAGAGCAUCAUUUUCUCUACUGAGCAGGGUACAAUGAGGGGCAAUUAAGUUUCCCUGGUACUAGGCUAAGAAAGCCUUCAGAACUGGUUGGAAUGGAAGGGAAGGGUGGCUUGUCAAAGUCAGAAUAAAGAGGAGGAGACUGGGAGCCAGCCCAGUGUUGUCAUUGGCUUCAAUUUCAACCUGUAUAAAAGAGGGUCAGACUUUUCCCCAGAUGUGGCACAUCAGUUAGAAUGACUAAUGAUAACCCAGAAGAGACUUUGACUUCAUGGGUGAAACAAGUGUUAGAAAAUUGUGUCUCUAGAAAGCUGCAACACAUGGUGAGGCAUGGAAGUAGUAUAAGUAAAAUGAAGGCCUUUAGUUCCUCAGUGAGGAGGCCAAACACACAGGAAUCUAUUCAGAGGGCUAAGGUACCUAUGUAUUCCUGCAAGCAACAGAUGUGCACAAACCACAGGAGAAUUUCAAUGUUUAGUGGGGUUCCUCUGUGCCCUUCCUCCCCGCAAAAAACCCAGCUCCUUUUGUGACUGAAGUUCUCCCCUGCCCCAUGCUCCUGAUGUGCUACUUACCCCAUGUUCCUUCCACUUGGAUCCCUUUCUGUGUUUGAUUUCUGUUUGGAAUUGUAAAUGUAUGGCUGUGACCAUAGCAUACUGUUUGGGUCAAUGUUCCUUUCCAAUGCAUACUAAUAUAUUAUGGUUAUUAUAUAUGAAUAUAUUUAAUGACAUGGGAAAAGUUGUGGAUUUUCUUAUUUUUUUUUUAAGUUUUUCUUUUGUUGUUGUUGUUGUUAGAGCUGCAAUGAAACCAGAUGGAGCUUGUAAUGUGGGCCCCCACUUGGUAGAACUACAUUCAGAGAGCAGUUGAAUAAACUCUUAUACACUGUCCUGUCCGUGGAUCUUUAUUGGCAACCUGAUUCAAGCUCAUUUGUCUGGGGGUGGGCAUAGGGAAGGGAGAGUGCCAGGGAUGGGCAGUGUUACAAACUACUGCACACUUAUGGGACACUGGCCUCUAACUCCAAAGUACACAGACACUAUUUUCCCCAC
Molecule: messenger RNA, 8776 nt
Organism: Dromiciops gliroides (monito del monte)
Lineage: Eukaryota; Metazoa; Chordata; Mammalia; Microbiotheria; Microbiotheriidae
Gene: NTN1
Product: netrin 1
Exons: 7
Coding region: 403-2217 (604 amino acids)
Molecular function (GO): protein binding
Source: RefSeq, a predicted model, not a curated record